Messenger RNA from Gryllus bimaculatus (two-spotted cricket), 231 nucleotides. Lineage: Eukaryota; Metazoa; Arthropoda; Insecta; Orthoptera; Gryllidae. The record is from the annotation of a GenBank genome assembly.
AUGGAUGAAAAUAGACGUUUCCUCGGCUUGGCUGGAAACGCAAAGUGUCGAAUUUGGAGAUGUCACAUUUCUUGCGCCCCGACGACACGUCUUGCCGGAGAAUGGUUGGAACAGCGGCUCCGAACAUCCUUUGGAGGCGCCUCGCUCCGUCUGCAGGUGACGCGCGUCGUCUCCGCCGUGCGUUCGACAGGCGCGCCGGCGGCGGCAGUGGCGGCGCUGUUGGAUGUGUAA